Molecule: messenger RNA, 1465 nt
Organism: Paramecium octaurelia
Lineage: Eukaryota; Ciliophora; Oligohymenophorea; Peniculida; Parameciidae
Source: the annotation of a GenBank genome assembly
UAUAAAUGAAAAUUAUCAUAAUUUUAGUUUUGCUUGUAAGCAUUAAUGCCUAUUAGCUUAGAAACAAAAAGGAUUAGCUCAAAUCUCAUGUGAUUUAAGUAUUAUUCUUAUAUAGAUCUUUAGUAAAUUAGAGAAACUAUCAAAAAUCCAUAUUCGCCAUUGUACCAUUCAUCGUAUAAUCGUUUGGCGUAUUAUGUCGACACAUUUGGUCCUAGAAUGUGGGGUUCUGAAGAUAUGGCUGAUUCGGUGGAUGCUCUGGUGCAAGAGAUACAGGAUUAUGGAUUUGACAAGGUUUGGAAGGAGAAUUUGGGAGAAAUUACAUCAUGGAAAAGAGGUGAGGAAAGUGUGACUUUAUAUGAGCCAAGAUAGUAACCUUAGAAAUUAAAUAUGAUUGGUUUGGGAUGGACUCCAGCAGGAACUGUUAAAGCAGAGGUUGAAGUUGUUCAUUCGUUCGAAGAAUUAAAAAAUAUAGAUGUUAAAGGAAAGAUCGUAUGUUUUAACUACGAAUGGAAAGGAUAUUCUUCUGGAGUAUAAUUUAGAACAAAUGGGCCCAAAUUGGCAGAAGAUGCAGGGGCUGUAGGAACAAUUAUAAGAAGUGUUGCAAGUGUUUCCAUUUCGUCACCACAUACGGUAUGUAACUAUACUAUAAAAUAUAGGGAAUGACCAAUUAUCAAAAUAUCAAGUAUCCAGCUGUUGCAAUCACAGUUGAAGAUGCAGAUAUGAUAGAUAGAAUGAGAUAGAGAGGCUAGAAAGUUGUGAUUGAGAUUAUGACUAGUGGAUAAUAAUAUAAAACCACAAGUGAUAAUAUAUUGGCAGAAAUCAAAGGAUCAAAAUACCCAGAUGAAAUCUUAUUAAUGGGCGGUCAUUGGGAUUCAUGGGAUGUGGGAUCUCAGACAGGUGCCAAUGAUGAUGGUGCUGGAGUAUUGGAGUGUCUAGAGGCUUUGAAAGUUUUGAAGCAUUUAGGAAUUAAACCUAAGAGAACCAUCAGAUUCAUCGCUUGGAGUGGAGAAGAAAUGGGUAUGGCUAAUAAUGGUGCUUAACAUUAUGCAAAGACUCAUUCUUAGGAAAACCAUAUUGUUGCAUUCGAAUCUGAUCUUGGAUCUACUAAACCAUAUGGUUUUGGUGUCACAGGAGGAGAAAAAUUCACGUAAUUAUCAAACCUAGUUUAGACAACUUGUCACUUAUUUGGCCUAAGAGUACUUGACUGGAAUUGGAGCUGAGAAGAUAUAUCCUAAUGCUGGAAGUUAAGCUGAUAGUGCGGCAUUAAGAGCUGUUACAGGAACUCCAAUUAUGAACAAUAAAAUAGUUGAUAAUGAGACCCAUGAUUUCUAUUUCACAUAUCACCAUACUGCUGGAGACUCCAUGUGGAUGAUGGAUGCCGAUGAUAUGGAUGAUAAUGUCAUUGCCAUAGCUAGCAUUAUGUAUUUGAUUGCUGAUCAUGAUGAUCCUAUUCCCAAAAAUUGAU